UAAAAUGAUUGUUUUACGUGAAAGUUAUAGUGUUUACAAAUGGCAGUAUAUAUACUGAAAUUUUUUUUUUUUUUUUUUUACAAGUAAUGGCGGUGAUCAGCAACUUAUAGCAGGACUGCGGCAGGCAUUCUGACACUGGGGGGAACUAACUUGGUGUCACUGACAUCCCCAGUGACACCAAUACAGUGAUCAGUGCUGAUAAAAAGCACUGACACUGUACUAAUGGCACUGGGCAGGAAGGGGUUAACAUGUGGGGCGAUCAAAGGGUUAACUGUUUGGGCUGUGUCUGUGCUUUGCACUGCAAGCACACUGCUGUGUAUGGCUCUGCUAUGCAGAGCCAUACCAAGCAGUGUGCUAGAGCUGACAGGGGAGAGAACAUACAGUUCUCUC
Molecule: messenger RNA, 390 nt
Organism: Staurois parvus
Lineage: Eukaryota; Metazoa; Chordata; Amphibia; Anura; Ranidae
Source: the annotation of a GenBank genome assembly